AUGACCGCUACAACCGCUGCCCAAUCUCCCGACAAUCCAACCAAGCACGACUCAGGGCACGCCCUGCGGCCCAAGCGCAAUCGAUCUCGAGCAGGGUGCUUCACCUGCCGCCUGAGACGCAAAAAAUGCGACGAGGUUCACCCCAAGUGCGGCACUUGCACCAAGCAUGUGCUCAAGUGCAUCUGGCCCCGCAAGGGCCAGGGCCGUCUGACCAAAGAGAUGCGCGAGAAAAUGAAGCGCGAGGUCGACCUCUACGACGAAUCGUCCCUCCUUGUCCCCAUCACAAGCCCACCGGUCUCAGAAGGGCCAGCGUCGCGGCGGGGUUCGCGGACACAGGCGCAACACUUCGUUAACUAUGCAAUUGACCACGCAAGUAAGGCCUUGGUGCUCCACAGCACAGACUUGCCGAUGAACGACGCUUCCCAGAUAUUCAACAGCCAGUCAAGCGGUGAGGACGAAGAGGAUCUCGAAGCCAGCGAGACUGAAAGCCACACCGAAGGGUCGGAAACAGCCCAGCCUGUCGCAGAGCCGACAGAGACUCCUUUAGAACAAUCCCAUGCACUGAUACCUACACGGCGGGAUCGCGAGGAAUGGGCCUCCUUCCUCGAUUCUCCUGGCAACCUUCCCGGAACCCCGCAGACGGGGUUUUUUUGGGAAAAGCUGUUUGACAUGAACUUUACUGAGCCCAUUGUGUCACCGAAUUUCUCCAUAAUCUCUCCUGUGUGCGCAUCGCCGCUGCCAGACGGCGACCUGGUGGCCGCAGCUUCAAUCAUGAGCGCUGUCCACACCGAAGAUGACCUAAACGCGUACGGCCUGGAUGAGGAACAGACAGAGAAAUUCUACGGAAAACUGAUGGAGAAGUUUGUGGACUGGACCUCCACCAACAACCAAACCAAGCGAACCUCUGUCGCAAAACUCAUGUCACAAUACCAGUUUACACAACAGGAUCUCUUGUUAUACUACACAUGCGUCUAUUACUUCCUGCCUGCAGUGGGCCCGCAGCAGACACUUCCUCAACUAACAACCACCGAGACAUUUGUUCCGCUGCUCACGCAACAUCCUAUAGUCAAAGAUGUGUUCCUAUGUUGCGGUGCAACGUUUCUCGCUUGGUGCCAGCCCCAGAAAUACUCUCAGCUUGCAGAGCGCUUAUACCAGUCCAGCAAGUCAAGGCUGCAAAAAGAGCUUGCCUCCAACCGAAUACGCGGCGACGAAACGUGGGCGUUUGCUUGUUUCCAACUCCUGUGUUUAACCAACAAGCUCCACAACGGAGAGGGCAUAUCAAUGGUCGAUAGGUGCGUAGACAACCUUGCCCACUCCUUCAACAUCAUCAAACGCAAAUACCAGACUAUCAAGGAGCGCGGCUCGACACCUACUGACCGCAUGCUCAUCGAAAGCUUUAUGUACAACUACACCGUGUCGCUGCUGGUCGCGCGAGACCUGUCGAAACUGCCAAACCCUUUCAGUGACAUGUUUGCAAACCUGACCACACUUCUUAAGUCACCUAUAUUCAACGACUGCGACGUUGAGUGGAUGAACAAUCCCGUGCUGGGACCCUCAGUCGACGCUUUCGGAAUGCUGGCAAAAGUAUCAUUCUUAAGCCGGAUGCCACUUCCCCUCACAUCACCGCACUGGACGGACGAGGCCCAGAAGCUACUGCAAGACUGCCUAUACUACACCCCUCCGCAGCUGCCAGAGGAAGUGCGAAACGACGAGCGAAAGUACGAGGUGUACCGCCCUGGCCUACUCAGCGGCUCGAUCAUCAGCAAGGCGUGCUACUUGCUUUUGAGUAAAAUCAUUCGGUAUGACGACUUCGACGUGCGCAACUUAGAGAUUCAAGGCGUAGUAAAGUACUCGAUUCAAAGCCUACGUGACAUCGAGAAGGGCAAUCCACUACUGUGUAUCCUUUUAUGGUCACUACUCAUCAUCGGCGCGUUCUCAGUGGACCCGGAAGACCGCCUGGUAAUAAAGGAGUAUCUCAAAAGUACUUCAGAAACCAUUCACUCAUACGGAGCGCUCAAGAUCGACAACCUGCUAGAGCUCAUUUGGGACCGCGACGAUAUUAACCUACUGUUUGUUCGUGAAAAUAUCAGUCAGGUGAUUAUCUAG
This is a messenger RNA of Lachancea thermotolerans CBS 6340, 2106 nucleotides long. Its product is annotated as Zn(II)2Cys6 transcription factor. The transcript has a single exon. Gene Ontology annotation, biological process: positive regulation of transcription by RNA polymerase II. Bases 1 to 2106 code for a protein of 701 amino acids. NCBI's taxonomy places the organism in Eukaryota, Fungi, Ascomycota, Saccharomycetes, Saccharomycetales, Saccharomycetaceae. Gene Ontology annotation, cellular component: nucleus. The record is from RefSeq and is a predicted model, not a curated record. Gene Ontology annotation, molecular function: transcription cis-regulatory region binding; DNA-binding transcription factor activity, RNA polymerase II-specific; zinc ion binding.